AUGGAUAUGUCAAAAACAAAACCCAAAAUUGAUGUCGUGUCCGAGAAGGACGGUGAGAAGUCGGUGCCCGCGAAGGGCGGAGAGAAGUCGGUGCCCGUGAAGGGCGGUGUUAGUAAAAAGAAGUCGGAAGUGGAGGUUCUGAAAGAGUGCUCCGUUGUACUGGGCGAGGAUGUUGUGGAGUUGGGUCGCCGUCGCACUCGUCACAGCUUGUUGAGGGCGGUUGCGGGCGAGACCGACUGCGGGUCUUCGCGGUCGAGCUUGUGCGCAUCCCCAAUUGAUGAAGGCAUGGAGACGGAGCAGUUGCCGUCAACAUCUGGACUACGCUCCUGGCGCAAAAGGCGUCUUAACGAGUCCGAUACGGACUCCACGGUCGAGGAUGAGGGCGAUGUCCAAUCCGUCCGCAAAAGGUCCGGCAGCCCUAGAGUGGGAUCGAGAGCCAGUUCGAUCGCUAGAAAGAAGGAGGAGUGUCGGCAAUUCAUAUACCGAUUCUUCGAAGAUGAAGGGACAGCCGCUGGCAAAUCUGGUCUGCCCCCAGUGACGGUCUUAGAUUAUCACGAGAGUGAUUUCUUUUCUUCCGGAGAUGAGGAGCCAGACAAACCGACGGAGCUGGACAGGCCGACGGCAUCUGGCGCCACUACCACCGCUGCCGCCGGUGACAAGAACAAAGUGGCCGAGGAGGUACUCCAUAGGGCGAAACUUCUCGUCCAUCGGCAAGCGGAUGCUCUUAGCGACGUCGUUAAGAAGGCGGGAAAUCUCAAAGGGACCACCAUAAGGACCCUGAAAGAGGGUUUGGCCGGGAUCACACAGGUUGUGGACACCUUGGAGGGGGAUCUAUUUCCGACGUCGGUCUCUCCACUGGUCUCAAAGAACCUGAGACUUGAGCAGGAAGUCGAGUACCUGCGUCGGCAGUUGGCCGAGGCUCGUGCUGCCAAGCCAGCUGCCAAGCCAGCGGCCCAGGCCGGUAUCUCGGCAGACGGUGUUCCUGUUGUAGGAAGUGAUGCGAGCGCAUUCCGUGCUCAAAUAAUGAGAGAUGUCGGCGGCAUCGUCCGCCAAAUGGUAGGGACAUUUAUGAAAGAGGUGAGAGAAAUGAUCUCCAUUCGCCCCCCUCCAGAGAAGGUGUCGUCCUCGUCUGCGGCCUCCACGCAAACUUUGCCCGAGGCCGCGACAAUGGCGUCAGAUGUGCCCGACACCCCUAGAGUCGGCGACCGGGGUUCUGUUCCCCAGUCAGAAACGGGUCGGGCCAAGAAGAAGAAGGCGAAGAAGACGCCCGUCUCACUGGCGCCCUCUGGACAGCCCGAGCCGGUGGCUUCGACCUCCGCUCAAACGUCUGUGCAGCCGACCGCGUCCACCUGGGCGACGGUCGUAACAGGAAAACGGGGCAAGACCGUCAGUGUUCCCGAAGGGCAGCCUGUGGCUGCGAACCCUCCGGUGACGAAAGCCGGUUCGGCCCCCUCGAAGAAGGCAAAGAAGACGAGCGCACCCUCGCCUUCUAAACUGAAACCGCCUCGCUCCGCGGCGGUGAUUAUUACGUUGGACCCGGAGGCGGAAAGGGAGGGUGUCGCGUAUGCGAAUGUCCUUGCGGAGGCCAAGAGAAGGAUCGAUCUCCGCGCAUUGGGGAUCGAAGAUAUGCGGUUUCGCACCGCGAUCACCGGCGGUAAGGUCCUAGAGGUCCCAGGUGCUGAUGGCGCGGAGAAGGCCGACGUUCUGGCGUCGAAGCUCCGGGAGUUCAUCCCGGAGAAUAUGGCCAAAAUCUCCAGGCCCGUAAAGUCCGCGGAGAUGCGGAUAUCGGGCCUGGACGACAGUGUUACGUCGGAGGAAGUGGCCGCUGCGGUUGCCCGGGAGGGCGGCUGUCAGGUGGACCAAGUGCGAGUCGGAGAGGUUCGACGUACUAGAUCUGGGGUGGGCACUUGCUGGGUUAAAGGCCCGUUGCAAGUCAGUUAA
Messenger RNA from Galleria mellonella (greater wax moth), 1941 nucleotides. RefSeq lists its product as uncharacterized. Lineage: Eukaryota; Metazoa; Arthropoda; Insecta; Lepidoptera; Pyralidae. The record is from RefSeq and is a predicted model, not a curated record. Bases 1 to 1941 code for a protein of 646 amino acids. The transcript has a single exon.